AUGCUUGCUGAGCCGCGGGCAUAUCUCUGCGCUGCGUCAAUCAGUCUGGGCUGCGCAGGGGGUGAGCGGCCGUGUGGAGGGCAGCAGGCAGGCUGUUACGCAACUGUUCCGGCGGCUCUACGGCGGCGCUCCCAUGGCACGACAGCUCAGUCGAGAGGCCCGUCCCGUACGUCCCAUGGCGACGGAUACCGGGUUUCGGAAUCGACUAGCACGAACGCGAGUGGAAUUGGCUCCGGUCUCCAUCCGGAUGCUGUUAACUGUGAAUGGGAUCUGCAGCCGGGGAGUUUCACAGGGCGAGAAGUAGGAGGUUGGAAUAAGACGCCGUCGGAGAACAAUGUCCAGGCCGCCCAGCACCCACCUUACAGGGGCCACAGAGGGGUUGCCGCCCCCCCAGCAGCGAUGCAACCGCCCGCAGCCACAGCGCUGAGAGGGCUGCGUCCCCCUGGGCAAACCUACCCUAGACGGUGCGAGACAGCCAUCCUGGGGGCAUCAUGUCCGGCGAGUGUGAGCCACGAACGGCCAAUUGCCUCGGCGCGUCGCAGCGUGAAGCUUGCCUGGCGCCAUGGAUCUGGGAAUAGCAUUUUACAGCCCAUUUGCAGCGAUUUGCCCACACUACCACCCCCCGCUUUCCCAGGUGCCCCCCCUCCUUCAACCGCUCAAACCCCACCCGCAAGCAACCAUGACAGAGUGCGAUUCCGAACGCCGAGAUAUGCCCUUUCCAGCAUGGGGCUGGGCCAUUUGGCCAUCCUUCCUGAUGCGGCAAGCCCCCUCGAACGGGUUGGAACUGGUUUCGCCGGCGAGCAAUUGCUCGAAGGAGGAGCCCCUUCUAUCUGUGCUCUCUGGCGCGGGCGGGUAGUUCGGCGCGUGGGCGUUGCACGCUGGCUGCUUGGGGAAGCUCGGGGUUGGAUUCCGCUGAUGCUCCGCGCCCCAGUAUUCACACUUCUCCCCAGCGAGACAAGAACACGCAAUGGCACGAUGACAGUGAGAGGGGGCCGGCGAGAAGCCCCUUCGCGUGCCUGA
This is a messenger RNA of Ilyonectria robusta, 1020 nucleotides long. RefSeq lists its product as uncharacterized. The transcript has a single exon. The record is from RefSeq and is a predicted model, not a curated record. The coding region runs from base 1 to 1020 and encodes 339 amino acids. Lineage: Eukaryota; Fungi; Ascomycota; Sordariomycetes; Hypocreales; Nectriaceae.